This is a messenger RNA of Xyrauchen texanus (razorback sucker), 1670 nucleotides long. Its product is annotated as deoxyribonuclease gamma-like. The record is from RefSeq and is a predicted model, not a curated record. Lineage: Eukaryota; Metazoa; Chordata; Actinopteri; Cypriniformes; Catostomidae. Bases 271 to 1092 code for a protein of 273 amino acids. The transcript is spliced from 9 exons. Gene Ontology annotation, cellular component: nucleus. Gene Ontology annotation, molecular function: DNA nuclease activity. Gene Ontology annotation, biological process: DNA catabolic process.
GUAUCUUUCCACCUUUCAGUGCAUCUCUAAUCUUUUUUUAUUUAGCUCUCCACUUCCUAGUGAAUGUUUGUCCAGAGGAAGGAAAUGCUUUGUUGUUUUAGGGCAAUGCCCAGCAGAUGUCUGGAUUGGGGCCGGGCCAAAUUACGACUGCCGCCUGUUUUUAGCCAAUCAGGGGCCAAAUGUGAACUUUAAGUAGUGCUGCUGUUUUGUAGUUUGAAGCAGUAAAGUUUAAGACCUUACAGAACAUCUUUGGACCAGUAAUUAGGCAACAUGAAGGUCGCUUCUUUCAACAUUCAGAGAUUUGGGAAAACCAAACUCUCGGAUCCAUUCGUGCUGAAAACCCUGGUUAAGAUAGUGUCACGCUACGACAUCAUUGUUAUUCUUGAGGUGGUGGAUUCCAGUGGAGAUGCUGUGGAUAAUUUUCUUGACGAGCUCAAUGGGUUUAACAAGACACAUCAUUACACCAAAGAGAUUAGCACACGCCUGGGACGAGGACAUUACAAGGAACAGUUUAUGUUCAUUUACAGGGACAACCUGGUGGAUUUGGUUGGGUCUUAUCAAUAUCAAGACAAUCAGCCUGGAGACGAUGAUGCGUUCGCAAGGGAACCCUACAUUCUGAGAUUCAAAUGUCACGAAACAGUAAUGGAAGAUUUGGUGCUGAUGCCCGUCCACACAAAACCUGAGGAUUCAGUGAAGGAACUGGAUGAACUGUACGAUGUGUUUGAAGAUGUUAAGAAGAAAUGGAAGACUGAUAACAUCAUGAUUUUGGGGGACUUCAAUGCAGAUGGCUGUUACGUGUCUAACAAGGCAAUGCAGAAAAUCAGAAUCCGAAGUGAUAAAAACUUUCACUGGCUGAUCGAUGAUGAUGAAGACACUACAGCCAGCACCAAAAACAACAAUACUUACGACCGGAUUGUGGUGUAUGGAGACGAUAUGGUGAAUGCUGUUGUUCCAAAUUCUGCAAAACCGUUCAACUUCCAGAUGGCUUACGAAAUAACAAAUGAGGAUGCGCUGAAAGUAAGUGAUCACUACCCAGUAGAGGUGGAACUCAAGAAACGGCAAAAACGCAAACGUAAACAAACACGUAAGUAGCAGCAAAUUGACUCGGAUUGAAAUCCCAAAAUGAAAGCUAAACAAGCAAUAACAUGACAUUUCUUCAUUCAGGUUAGACAAACAAGAUAUUGCGAGGUGGAACACUUGUGGGUGACCUCUCCAAAGACAAAAGGGACCGAUCCAAACAUACACAGUGGCUACAUAUAAGUAUUUGGGCAAUUUAAUAUGCAAACAAAUGCUGCAUUGACCAAUCAACCGCUUUCAUUUUAACUGGACAUGUUCUUCAAUAUUGUUUGUUAUAACAUGCAAAGACAUUGAUCCAAAUACUUUUUGGAGCCACUGUAGAUGGAAAGUUUGGAGAAGAUUCAACUGUUUAUUUACAUGAGACAGAAUUGUAACUUAAACGUUUGGGCAUUACAUACUGUAUAUUUUUGCAAAGAACUGUAAAUGUCACCAGAAUGUUUUAAUGAUAUUAAAAGAUCUGAAAUUGAAACCUACAACCAUUACAAAUUUUAUUUGUGAACAUUUUUUACAAUAGUAAUAUUAAGUAACAAAAAAAACAUUUGUUAUCGCCUCUAUAGACCAAAAUGAAGAUCAGACGGUGUUCCCAAGCAUUA